AUUUUGAUCAGACUCUCUCUCUCUCUCUCUCUCUCUCUCUUAAGCAGGAGAGGAGCCCCCACAGGCCACAGCUCUCUUCACCUUUCACAAACAAAAGCCCCAAAAUUUUGUUUUUUUUUUUUUUUUUUUGUUUUAUAUUCUCUUUACUAAUCUCUUACACGCAGUUCCUCUCUCAUACCCAAAUCGAAACCCUAAAGGCCAUUCCAUUCCUAAACACUCAAAACAAAAAUGGUCGUUUUUAGUUAGUUAAGAAGUUAGUUAAUUGUGGGUGGCGGUGGUGGGAGAAGAAUGUCGGUUGCGGAGCUCAAAGAGCGCCACGCGGCGGCCACGGAGACUGUUAACACUCUCAGAGAGCGGCUUAAACAGAGACGCCGUUCGCUGCUCGACACGGACGUUGCCGGGUACGCUAGGUCGCAGAAUCGGACUCCGGUCACUUUCGGACCAACGGAUCUGGUUUGCUGUAGAACACUUCAGGGUCAUACAGGCAAGGUGUAUUCAUUGGAUUGGACUCCUGAAAGGAACCGACUUGUUAGUGCAUCUCAAGAUGGCCGAUUGAUAGUGUGGAAUGCUUUAACAAGCCAGAAGACUCAUGCUAUAAAGCUUCCUUGUGCAUGGGUCAUGACUUGUGCCUUUUCACCAACAGGCCAGUCUGUUGCCUGCGGUGGUCUUGAUAGUGUAUGCUCCAUCUUCAACCUGAAUUCCCCCACUGACAAGGAUGGGAAUUUACCAGUUUCAAGAAUGCUUAGUGGGCAUAAGGGCUAUGUUUCGUCCUGUCAAUAUGUUCCGGAUGAGGAUACUCACCUGAUCACCAGUUCUGGUGAUCAAACAUGUGUUUUGUGGGAUAUUACUACAGGCCUCAGAACUUCUGUUUUUGGAGGUGAAUUUCAGUCCGGUCACACUGCAGAUGUACUAAGUGUCUCAAUUAAUGGAACAAAUUCAAGAUUGUUCGUCUCUGGUUCCUGUGAUGGGACUGCUCGUUUGUGGGACACUCGUGUUGCAAGUCGAGCAGUGAAGACGUUUCAUGGACACGAGGGAGAUGUUAAUACUGUGAAGUUCUUUCCAGAUGGAAAUAGAUUUGGGACUGGUUCAGAUGAUGGAACUUGCAGGUUAUUUGAUAUCAGAACUGGGCACCAACUCCAAGUAUACUAUCAGCAGCAUGGUGAUAAUGACGUCCCACAUGUGACCUCCAUUGCAUUCUCUAUAUCAGGAAGACUUCUCUUUGCUGGGUACUCAAAUGGCGAUUGCUAUGUGUGGGACACGUUAUUGGCAAAGGUCGUCUUGAACUUGGGAUCUCUCCAAAAUUCACAUGAUAACCGGAUUAGCUGUUUGGGUUUGUCAGCUGAUGGAAGUGCCUUAUGUACAGGAAGUUGGGAUACAAACCUAAAGAUAUGGGCUUUUGGAGGGCAUAGGAAGGUAAUCUGAUGUAUUGAAGGAGAAAAAUCUAACUUCUGAGUUUCUCUUUCCCGGGUCCACAGUUCUCAUUUUCUUCUCAUACCAUUGUAUCCUGGUCCUGGUAAAAUGUUUGAGUCUACUAUUUUACUAGGGUUUGAGAAACCAUAAUCCUGUAAUGUUUGUUGUAAUUUAGAAAAACAAUCUGUCGAGAAAGAAAAAUUAUUCGGUUGAGAACUUGAGCUGGAGGGACCAGUAUUUUUUAUC
This is a messenger RNA of Quercus robur (English oak), 1656 nucleotides long. Its product is annotated as guanine nucleotide-binding protein subunit beta-2. Lineage: Eukaryota; Viridiplantae; Streptophyta; Magnoliopsida; Fagales; Fagaceae. The coding region runs from base 289 to 1422 and encodes 377 amino acids. Gene Ontology annotation, biological process: G protein-coupled receptor signaling pathway. The transcript has 6 exons. Gene Ontology annotation, cellular component: heterotrimeric G-protein complex; cytoplasm. The record is from RefSeq and is a predicted model, not a curated record. Gene Ontology annotation, molecular function: protein binding; signaling receptor complex adaptor activity.